Molecule: messenger RNA, 675 nt
Organism: Melitaea cinxia (Glanville fritillary)
Lineage: Eukaryota; Metazoa; Arthropoda; Insecta; Lepidoptera; Nymphalidae
Gene: IBP2
Product: neural/ectodermal development factor IMP-L2-like
Exons: 5
Coding region: 1-675 (224 amino acids)
Biological process (GO): homophilic cell-cell adhesion; dendrite self-avoidance; axon guidance
Cellular component (GO): axon; plasma membrane
Molecular function (GO): cell-cell adhesion mediator activity
Source: RefSeq, a predicted model, not a curated record
AUGGAAAUGGAGAACAAUUUAUUACCAAAUGAUAUACCACCACCCAGACGUCGGCUCUCAAAAUAUCUCAAGAUUGACCCCAAACUCCCCGAGACUGUGAGACAUGUACCCGGGACAACCCUGGUUCUAGAAUGCGUGGUUUCGAGCCACCCUGCGCCCGUCGUUGGAUGGAUGAAGAAUGGGAUACCUAUAUCUGAUUUCGAAGAGGAUGUGAACGAGAUAUUUUCAGCACCUUCAUUUAGCAUAGCGAAGAUGGUCUCUAAGAUGGUGGUCCAGGCACCAUCAAAUGGCGAUGUUUACACUUGCGUUGCUUCAUCUGGACUUAUGGAAACCAGUACCUCCACUACUAUUAUCGUUGAAGGUCAACAAACCGAUCUUCUGCCGUCAAUGAUUGCGACAAAACCUAUAAUCACGGCGUUCUACAAAGGUAUUUUCCAACUACAAGGUACAACUUUGAUGCUCCCGUGUCGCGUGUUCAGUGCAACGAAGUCUCAAGUCUAUUGGAUCCAUAACGACAAAAUAGUUUAUGGAAAUGGCAGAUUUAGGGUGAUGCCAUCUGGGGAUUUACUUGUAAAAGAUCUUUCGUGGAGCGAUAUGGGUGAAUUCACUUGCACCGCUAAAAACGCGUUUGGCAAAGAUGUCGCUGAUACGUUCGUCUAUCCCAUCAAACCCUAA